Owenia fusiformis is the source of this 1483-nucleotide messenger RNA. The record is from the annotation of a GenBank genome assembly. NCBI's taxonomy places the organism in Eukaryota, Metazoa, Annelida, Polychaeta, Sabellida, Oweniidae.
AUACAGCCAAGCAAGUAUAAGAUCUACAACAAGGAAGUCAUAUCACAUACACAAUCGCAGAAAAUAUAAGUAUGACAGUGAUCAACUUGAUGCUGUUUGUUCUACUUGGACUGAUCCUCACCACAUAUACUUCUGCAAACCCAACAAAUCGUCGCAAUGAGAAUUUAGUCCUUUACGAAAAACCUCCACCAAAAUGCUGUACACCAUAUCUAUGGCAAGCCAAUAUCAGCCAGGUUCAAGGUUUAGUGGUCAACCAUUACCCUGUAGAGAUUGAGCUUGUGGGCCAUAUUUGGUAUGAUGGGAAAAAAGAAAAAGUCGCAGUUCAUGCAAAUAUUGUCACAAAUGGAGUUCUCUCAGUGCUAACUGUCAUCCAAGACUUUAAGGCCAAAAAACAGUAUACAAUGAACAAAAAACAAAAAACCUGUCAAGUUGGACCUGUAUACUUCCCUAAACCAGAGCGCUGUAUUCCGGAUGAUGCCGAAUUUCUGGGAGAAGAAGUACUUGGCGGGAGUCUGAAGGUGCAGUCAUGGAAAGCUCCUUUCAAAGGUGAAACAUAUGAUGUGAAAGCUUAUUUCACAAUGACCGAAAGCUGCAUUCCAGUAACAAGCACUUUGUCUGGAAAAAUCGAUUCUCCUCAAGGGGAACUAGACAUAUUAAUGACGACAACAACGUCCAACUACAAAGCUGGAAUCAAGGACUUCAGCAUAUUUGACAUACCUGAUUAUUGUGACAAGUCAUUGUGAACUCUACCAUGAAGAUAAAAUUCUGAAUCGAACUUCUAUGGAUGUGAAAUAAGCUUAGUUCAUUGAGCCAAAUCUUUUCGUUUCAUUGUUUAGAUAUAAAUGACAUCAUCUUUCCAAUUGGAUAGCCUGACAUGCUGCUAAGAUCUUAAAAUUCUCAAAUGGAGCUUCUAUGGAUGUUUGAAUGUGAAAUUAGCUUAGUUCACUGAGCCAAAUCUUAUUAUUCCAUUGCUUAUAUAAAUGACAUCAUCUUUCAAUCAAAGAAAAACUGACAUUUUUUGAAUGAUACAGAAAUUACUAUAAAUGUGAAAGUUUAAAAAACAUAGUUAAGGAUGCAUCAGAGUCAAAAGAAGAGAUAAGAUCCUCAAAUAAUAAACAUAUCAAUUUUUAGUUGCUUUGCUGUAAAUAUUGCUUGCAAUUUGUUCUCCCUAUAAUGUUUAACUUUUUUUCACUUAAACAACUACAGUACAGAUAGAUUCAUAUUGAAGACCAGCUACUGCUACUAGUCAGUCAACCUCUGCAUAAGUCUAUCUUAUACUGUAGUACCCUGGACAGGUUGAAUGAUGCAGUGGUGUUUUUACUCUAUAUUUGCAAUAGAACAACCAUUCAUAUUGAAAUUUUCAUGUUUUAUUCUGGAGACAAUUUCCAAUAUUGAAAAAAAUAUUUUAAUGAAAUUCCUAAUUUUAUAAUUUUGAUAGGCUUUUUUCAAAAACAGUCAAAAAGCUUUUUUAAAUAGAUCUGUA